Chelmon rostratus (copperband butterflyfish) is the source of this 1786-nucleotide messenger RNA. RefSeq names its product CDGSH iron-sulfur domain-containing protein 3, mitochondrial-like. Gene Ontology annotation, cellular component: intracellular membrane-bounded organelle. The transcript has 3 exons. Gene Ontology annotation, molecular function: 2 iron, 2 sulfur cluster binding. Bases 232 to 618 code for a protein of 128 amino acids. Lineage: Eukaryota; Metazoa; Chordata; Actinopteri; Chaetodontiformes; Chaetodontidae. The record is from RefSeq and is a predicted model, not a curated record.
UGAGCCGUGCAGUCUCGUCGGUCAGCUGUUGUGUUGUGAAACAUUGCACUAUUUCACGGUGUGUGCUGCGUUUUUCUUCCUCUGCUCGGCUGACCUUUCAUGCCCUGUGUAGUCGUGACGUCACUGGGACGUUGUCACCGCUGAGGCACGUUCAUGGUUGUUUCACCUGCGCGCGGCUGAGGCAGCAGCAGCUAGCUAAGGUCGCACUGAAGCUCAGCCGUCAGUGCAAACAUGAACACGUUGGUGACCAAAUUAGACCACAAAUGGAUCAGUUUCACCUUCAGACAACCUUGGAUAACAGCCAUGGCAGCCUCCAAGCUCUCCACACUUCCUCCAGAACCUGUCAUCCCCUCUAAGAAGCCUUUCAAAGUGGAGCUGGUUGGUGGAAAGCGUUACUCAUGGUGCACCUGUGGACACAGCAAGAAACAGCCUUUCUGCGAUGGAGCCCACAAAAGCAAAGCCCAGGGCCUGUCCCCGCUACGGUUUGUCCCGGAGAAAGACGGCACGGUUUGGUUGUGCGGUUGCAAGUACACAAACAGCCCACCUUACUGUGAUGGCACGCACAAGCAGGACUUCAUUGUAUCCGCCCCGCUACAUGAACAAACCAGCUCUUCCUGAGUACCUCAGAGAGGUCUUUGAACUGAACAUUAAUGUUGCUGUUGCAUCCACAUUUUUGUAAAUCAGCGCACUGGAUGAAAGCAGAGAACGUAAACUGAUCGUGGAUGGCAAGUGUUUGAUUCUUGUGUCUUGUCAAUAUUUCUCUCUGCUUGGCAGAAAAGGAGAGGUCCUUGUUUCUGUCUUAUCUGGGAGAGAUGUUGCAAUACUGAAAUACCACCAGAGGUGUAAAUGGUGGAGAUUUUACCAUUUUACCAGGGGUAUCGAAAAUAUCUCUAGUUUUAGGAGGCCAUUGUGGGCAGUGUUGCAAAGACAUAAACAGUACUGGAAGUUGAAUGUAACAGUAUUAUGGCUAAGAUUGUUUAGAGAACAGUGUUACAGGACAAAGCCGUCUGCAUAUAUCUUUUACUCUGUGAAGUGUGUUCAUGAAGGAAUGUAUAAUUUCAUUCCAUAGAGUCAGUGAGAAGGUGUGAUGGUGCUGAGUCUCCUACAAUCCCUCCAUAAAGGAGCUAUCUGUCAGGAUCACAGAGUAAGCCUCUUCUCCAUACUGUGUCUACAUAUUGUCUUACCUUUUAACUUUAGGGAGAUUAGAUAGAUAGAUAUUUAUAUGCUUUUGAAGUAAAGAAAAGUAAACAGCAGUCAGGUUGACUUCAGUGUCUACAAUAGUGCUGUCAAAUAAUUGAAUAAAACCAAACUCAAACUGAACAAACUGAUCUGGGCAAUCUGUUGAGAGAAGAGUAGUGUCUGGUAAUAUUAUACACAAACUUUCCUCUGAAAGACACGGCCCUGUGUAGCAUUGAAAUUGUGAUGUACUGAGUGCAGAAAUGUUUGAGGGAUUCUGGAGAAAAACAUUUUAUCAUGUCGACGUAUGGACCUCUAGAUAGGACCUGGAUAGAAGACGCACCAACUUCAUGUAUCGUCCACCAGGUGGCUUUGCACAUGAGCUACUGACACUUGGCUGCACAUGUACACACAGGGAGGGCACAAUUGACCUGUCCCCAGAGAUGGUAACUCUGCCUUUCAUCACCAACACUACCACUGUUUCACAUUCAUCCUGGUAAAGUGAACGGUGAGGGAGUCUCACCGGUUCAUCUGUGUUGGCUGUCAUUAAAUUUGUCAUAGUUCUAUCAUCCUAAGAGAAGAGAGGUAGGCUGAAUGCCUAAUUAACAAA